Clunio marinus is the source of this 219-nucleotide messenger RNA. The record is from the annotation of a GenBank genome assembly. NCBI's taxonomy places the organism in Eukaryota, Metazoa, Arthropoda, Insecta, Diptera, Chironomidae.
AUGAAAAAUAUUAAACAAAUUUCCAAUCAUUUAAAUACUUCUGAAAGAGAUCGUCAAGCGGAAAGUCUUGAAGAAAUGCGUGAAGAAAAUAUAAUGAAAGGAAAAAAAGAUCAGACUUUUUGUCAUAAUAUUUAUCUCACUAAAACUAAGUUCAAGGUUUGCGGAAUUCAUGUUGUGGCACUUCCUGAAAAAAGGCAAGCUGCGACGAGAAUAUUGUAA